AUGAAGGUCUCACUGUAUUGCCAAGACUGGCUCCAAACUUGUACCUCAGCUUCCCCAGUAAUUGGGAUUGCAGGUUGCCGAGGAGCCCAGGUAGAAGAAAUAUGGAGUUUAGAACCUGAGAACUUUGAAAAAUUAAAGCCAGUUCAUGGAUUAAUUUUUCUUUUCAAAUGGCAACCAGGAGAAGAACCAGCAGGGUCUGUGGUUCAGGACUCCAGAUUGGAUACAAUAUUUUUUGCCAAGCAGGUAAUUAAUAAUGCUUGUGCUACUCAAGCCAUCGUAAGUGUGUUAUUGAAUUGUACCCAUCAAGAUGUCCAUUUAGGAGAGACAUUAUCAGAGUUUAAAGAAUUCUCACAAAGUUUUGAUGCAGCUAUGAAAGGGUUAGCACUGAGCAAUUCGGAUGUGAUUCGACAAGUGCACAACAGUUUUGCCAGACAGCAAAUGUUUGAAUUUGAUGCAAAGACAUCAGCCAAAGAAGAAGAUGCUUUUCACUUUGUCAGUUACGUUCCUGUUAAUGGAAGACUGUAUGAAUUGGAUGGAUUAAGAGAAGGACCAAUUGAUUUAGGUGCAUGCAAUCAAGAUGACUGGAUUAGUGCAGUGAGGCCAGUCAUAGAAAAAAGGAUACAAAAGUAAAUGCUCAGCUGUGUCAUUGCCUUUGCAGUCUGGUUUUUAAGGGGUUUGUUUGUUGUUCCUUGAUUCUUUAGUGCUGUGUACUGAACAUCUAAUUUUGAUUGGAUUAAUGCAUUAGGAAACCCAUUGCAGAAAAUGUCUGAAUUUUACAUAGAAAUAUGACAUCUUGCUGGGUGU
Castor canadensis (American beaver) is the source of this 804-nucleotide messenger RNA. NCBI's taxonomy places the organism in Eukaryota, Metazoa, Chordata, Mammalia, Rodentia, Castoridae. The record is from RefSeq and is a predicted model, not a curated record.